Effrenium voratum is the source of this 1218-nucleotide messenger RNA. Lineage: Eukaryota; Dinophyceae; Suessiales; Symbiodiniaceae. The record is from the annotation of a GenBank genome assembly.
AUGGUUGUCACCUUCAACGCCACCAUCAGCGCAUGUGAGAAGGCCACAGCGUGGCAGGAGGCCCUGUGGCUUCUGUGGGAGCUGCCGCGAAGCCGGCUUCGAGCCAAUCUCAUUAGCUUCAACUCUGCCCUCAGCGCGGCAGCGGCCAAGGGCGCGUCGGCGGUGGAGGCAGUUCUGCUGUGUAUGGAGCGGCAGAGGCUUCAGAAGGACGUGAUCACUUUCAAUGCCGCCAUCCAUUCGUGCGAGAGCCGAUGGCAAAGAGCUUUCAUCUACCUGCAGAAGUUGCUGCAGCAGGACUUGCUGCCAACCGUGGUGACCUGCACUUCGACGGUGAAUGUGUGCGAAAAAGCUGACCUAUGGCGACAGGCGCUGCUGAUCAAGAAUCUGUCAAGCAGUUGGACUCUGCGCCCCAACGUCAUGACCUUCAACACGGCUCUGAGUGCCCUCAGCAAUUCCUGGAUUCGAGCGCACCUGCUCUUUGCACACCUGGCCACACGACAGAUGACGCCGACUACGAUCACCUGCAACGCGCUGCUCAGCAGCUGCGAGCGGGCGGGGCUUUGGCACAGGGCCCUUCGCCGGUUGCCGGAUUUGAUCUCCUUCAACUCGAGCAUCAGCAGCUGCAGCCGCUACGGCGCGUGGGCCGUGGGUUUGGCGCUUUUCGCGGCGUUGCAGCUGCGGUACCUGGAGCCGAACAUCGUGACCUGUGGCUCCAUCGCUGCCGCCUGUUCAGCCUGCAUUAUGUGGCAGCACGCUCUUCUUUUCAUCGCUGCCGCUGACGAGAAGCGUGUGCAGUUGAAUGUUGUGUCCUACAAUUCUGCCAUGUCGGCUUGCGAGAAAGGCGCGGAAUGGCAACAAGCCCUGGCCCUGUUUCACGACCUUUGUCGCCGCCAUCUUUCUCCAGACAUCACCACGUGCAACGCGGCCAUCAGCGCCUGCGACCAAGCCUCGCAGUGGCAAGCUGCGCUUCUUCUACUGGGAUUGGCGGAGGCCACCGUGCUGCAAGCCGACGUUUUCAGCUUCACCGCGGCGAUCGGAGCCUGCAGUCGAUCGAGGCAGUGGCAGAGAUCUCUGCUGCUUCUGGCAGAGGCGUUUUCCAGGUCAGUGCAGCCCAACGCCCUGACUUUGAGCGCCGCAGAUCCGGUGCCCUUUCCGCGGGGGCAGCACUGGCUGCUGCGGUGCUUGCAGGACACUCUGGCAAAAGAUCUCCAUGGCUGA